This is a messenger RNA of Sorex araneus (European shrew), 582 nucleotides long. It is a transcript of the gene RD3, whose product is annotated as RD3 regulator of GUCY2D. The transcript has 2 exons. Bases 1 to 582 code for a protein of 193 amino acids. The record is from RefSeq and is a predicted model, not a curated record. Lineage: Eukaryota; Metazoa; Chordata; Mammalia; Eulipotyphla; Soricidae.
AUGUCCCUCCUCCCCUGGCUGCGGUGGCCUGAAGCCCCCACACGCCUGGCAGCCCGGAGCCCAGCCGAGAUGGUGCUGGACACGCUGAUGAUGGAGCUGCUGGGACAGAUGCGGGAGGCAGAGCGGCAGCAGCGCCAGCGCAGCCAGGCGGGCGGGAAGGUGCACACGGGGGCCGACUACAGCUGGCUGGCCAGCGCGCCCCGCAGCGCCUACGACCUCAGCCCGGGGGAGCGGCUGCAGCUGGAGGACGUGUGCGCCAGAGUCCCGCCGUGCUACUGUGGCCCCGCCAUCCUCAGGUUCCGGCAGCUGCUGGCCGAGCGCGAGCCCGAGGUGCAGGAGGUGGCCCGGCUGUUCCGCACGGCGCUGCACGAGGUGCUGGAGCGCGCCCGGCGCGAGGAGGAGGCGCAGAGACUGACCCGCCAGUGGCCGCGCGGGGGGCCCGCGCUCGCCUACCGGCCCCGCGCGCGCAUCGCGCCCUUCGCCCCCGACAUCCGCACCAUCUCCGAGGACGUGGAGCGCGUGGCGCCGCCGCCGCCCCGCGCCUGGAGCAUGCCCGAGUUCCGGGCGCCCCACGACGACUGA